CAGCCGUCAAGCUUUACGGCAGUGUGUCAGAGGCAGGCAGCUCAGCUGUCAGAAGGAAAUGCGCAUUGGACUGCCCAGUGCAGAGACACUGCAAGGUGGAUCCUUAAAAACUUUAGUUUUGACGGUGCUCCUGAGUGUGUUUAUGUUCCAGCUGCUGAGGACUGUUGGAUUGAGGGCGUUCUCCAUGGCAUCUGAGACGUACAUGUCGGGCACUCUCUCUGCCGCCUUUGUGACCUGUCCUAACGACACAGUUGCUAAGGACUUGGCCAGGGGGAUCGUGGAACGGAAACUGGCCGCGUGCGUCAACAUCGUCCCAGCAAUCACGUCUGUAUAUGAAUGGCAGGGGAAGAUUGAGGAGGACAGUGAGGUGCUACUGAUGAUUAAAACAAGAAGCUCCAAGGUGUCCGCUCUGGCUGAAUAUGUGCGCUCUAAACAUCCCUAUGAAGUGGCCGAGGUCAUCAGUCUGCCCAUCGAACAGGGCAACCCUCCCUACCUCAAGUGGGUGGGCGAGGUCGUACCCGAGUAAGACUGGGCAGAUGGAGGAGAGGAAGAUUCAAUGGGUGUCUGAUGUAAUGUGAAAUGUCCUUCUUACUGACCACUAUCCUCCAAAUCAGACGUGUUGUUAUAACUAUGUUCAUCAGGUGAUUUUCUUUUAAAAGGACACCAUUAAAAAACUUCUUCCACAGUAUUGUUCCCCCUCACACUUAUCUCUACCACUAGAGGGCAGCCUCAGCUUGUGUGAAAGUGCUUAAAAGAUGCUUGUCAUUGGUUCAAUCUCAUUUCCCUUUUUCUUUAGAAAAUAAAAAGGAUGACUAUUUUUCA
Molecule: messenger RNA, 822 nt
Organism: Solea senegalensis (Senegalese sole)
Lineage: Eukaryota; Metazoa; Chordata; Actinopteri; Pleuronectiformes; Soleidae
Product: protein CutA homolog
Exons: 7
Coding region: 59-526 (155 amino acids)
Biological process (GO): response to metal ion
Molecular function (GO): copper ion binding
Source: RefSeq, a predicted model, not a curated record